Sorex araneus (European shrew) is the source of this 1143-nucleotide messenger RNA. RefSeq names its product phospholipase A and acyltransferase 4-like. Gene Ontology annotation, cellular component: cytoplasm. The transcript is spliced from 4 exons. Gene Ontology annotation, molecular function: A2-type glycerophospholipase activity; glycerophospholipid phospholipase A1 activity. Gene Ontology annotation, biological process: N-acylphosphatidylethanolamine metabolic process. The record is from RefSeq and is a predicted model, not a curated record. The coding region runs from base 70 to 558 and encodes 162 amino acids. Lineage: Eukaryota; Metazoa; Chordata; Mammalia; Eulipotyphla; Soricidae.
GGAAACUCAGCUCUGGUAUAACAGCUGGUCCAAGGGCAGCAGCUCUCACUCCACCUUGGGUCCAGAGCGAUGGCAUUGUUGGGUAAAGAGCCGAAGCCUGGAGACGUGGUUGAGAUUUUCUGCACUGGGUACAAGCACUGGGCCAUCUACGUGGGAGACGGCUACGUGGUCCACCUGGCACCUCCGAUUCCAGGUGAGUGCCUCGGCCCCUACAAUAGCCGCAGGUUCCUGAGCAAAUUUCUGAUUGUGAAGCGUGAGCUCUUGAAGGACGUGGCGACGAACUGCAACUAUGUGGUGAACAACUUCUGGGACCAAAUGUACAAACCACAGUGUGUCAACGACAUCCUCCACACGGCCAAUAAAUGGCUGUGGUUUGCAUCAUUUGUUAUUGUCAGAAGAGACGCUAAGGAAUUUGUUACCGAUCUGAGAUACGGCUUACCCAAAGAUCAGCUGGAGAGACUUUCCCAGGGGCUCCUGGAUUAUCCGGUUUGGAUGAGGAGACCUCGCUUGGAGAAGAAAUCGAAAACCAACAACAACGUGAGGCAGCCCCGAUCCUGACCCAGCAACCACCGGGACCCCCAAGAGAAGCCCCUUGACAGCUCCUCUGCCUACUCCCUCGCCCCUCCCGUGCUUUCCUCUCCCCGAUGAGGCUGGCUCAUGGCUUUUCCUGGAAGCAGCAAAAUAUGUUUCCUGGACCCCAGGAACAUAUCCAAUACGAAUAUAUCAUUAUCAAGAAUUCUCCAUCUCCACUUACUUAUUUGUUUGUUUUUGGUCUUUUGAUGGCAUUCUGGUGCUCAGGGCUUAUUCCUGGCUCUGUGCUCAAGGACCACUCUUGGUAGAGCUCCGGGGACCAUAUGUGGUGCUGGGGAUCAAACCUAGGUCAGCAAGUGCCUUACCUUUUGUACUCUCUCCCCUGCUUUUAUUUAAAAAAAAAAAAUCCGUUUUAGGAAAGCCCAUAUAGUUUUCCAUAGAUACUGCACCAAUUCACACAACUCACAACAUUUGUUGUCCCCAGCCAGAAUUCCUUGUUCUCUGUUCUCUUGCCAACAACAUAUUCCCUGAGUUUUUGAUAGAGGCCAUUUUCGAUGAGGUGAAAUCUCUGUGGUUUUGAUUUGCAUCCCCCGAAUAAUAAAUGAAGUUGAG